AUAGCGCUAACAAUAAUAACGUCAUUUCCGGUUUGGCUGGCCCACAGAAGGCAAAAUGGAAGAAAGCAACAUUGUUGAGUUGAAUGCUCGGCUUCAAGCGCUGGAAAAGCGUGUGUACGGUGAACGUGGGCGAAGUAAUAAACCAGUUAAGUGUGUUGAAUCUUUGGCGAGGAUCAAUUCUGCCCUCGGAAACACAGCAAACAAGAGAGAACGAGUCAAGAUUCUUCACAAGAAAAUUGAAGAUCUGCUGAAGUAUAUAGAUCCACAGUUCACAGACUACAUUGCUGUGCCAGAUGCAAUGAAACUGGAGUUCAUCUUAGCAGAGGAGGACUUCCUGCGCUCCCAGGCUGCCUUGCUGGAGCAGGUGCACAACCUGCAGCCUCUGCUGGAGAGUCCACAUAUUAAAGCUGUUCCAGACCUUUCUACCAAAGUGCAACGUCUGUCUCAAAUUCACAUCAGUCAGCAGGACCAAAAUGAAGAGCUAUCUGCAGACGUGAAAAGGCUGUUUGAAGAAUACAACAAAAUGAUGUUUCUGUUGUCUAAACAGUUUACCCAGUGGGAUGAAAGCCUGAGGAAACUGGAAGCACCCAAACAGGUCCAGCUAACCGAUUAAGUCAAAUGAUGCUUGAUUUUUGACACUAAGUUAAUAAUGUCAUUUUUUUUCUUCUUGUUUUGUUGUACAUAUGUUCCUUAUUAGCUUACGAAGAUUUGCAACUGUUUAAUAUGGUUUCAAAGAUUAAAUGCACUCAGAGCUUGCAGUCAUUGAUGUAGUCUACAUUGUUAGCUUGAGUAAUAAAGUAUAAAUAUUAUACCCUUA
Messenger RNA from Pangasianodon hypophthalmus (striped catfish), 817 nucleotides. It is a transcript of the gene dctn3, whose product is annotated as dynactin 3 (p22). Lineage: Eukaryota; Metazoa; Chordata; Actinopteri; Siluriformes; Pangasiidae. Bases 56 to 613 code for a protein of 185 amino acids. The transcript has 7 exons. The record is from RefSeq and is a predicted model, not a curated record. Gene Ontology annotation, cellular component: dynactin complex. Gene Ontology annotation, biological process: cytoskeleton-dependent cytokinesis.